AUGAGUGACUCGCUGCCGCUGGAGAAUGAGCACCGGCCGGUGGCGAUAGUGGUGAUUGGAAUGGCUGGAGCUGGGAAGAGCACGUUUGUCAGCGCACUGUAUACGUAUUUGGCGACGGUUGCGAAAAAGCGGGUCUAUUGCAUAAAUAUUGAUCCGGCCGUGGAUAAUGUCAAUUUUCCAUGCAACAUUGACAUUCGAGACACAGUCAACUACCGCGAGGUGAUGAAGGAGUACGGUUUGGGACCCAAUGGGGCGAUAUUGACAUCUCUGAAUUUGUUUGCCACACGUUUUGAUGGUGUGUUAAACUUGCUUGAGCGGCGCAUGUUGGAACUAGAUUAUGUGCUGAUAGACACCCCGGGCCAAAUAGAAGUGUUCAACUGGAGCGCCAGUGGAACGAUUAUAUUAGAUACUCUGGCCCUCGUCGUGCCUGCUACCUUAGUCUAUUUGGUGGACAGCGUGCGCUGCCAGCGCCCCACUACUUUAAUGUCCAGUUUGUUGUACGCCUCCAGCUUGACCCUCAAAAGCAAGCUUCCAUGCCUAAACGUUUUCACCAAGACAGACUUAGCAUCGUCCAAACCACUAGAAGAUAUGAUCCAGGACUACGCAGCAUUCUGUGACGCGGCUGAGCAAGAGGACACAUACGCGGCAUCAAUGGCCAAAUCCUGCUGCUUGGCCCUCUCGCCGUUCUACACAACCAUUCCCAGAACCGCGGUAGCUAUAAACGGUGAAACCAGGACCCUUACGGGCUUCGAACGCUGCACCGAAUUGAUUCAAGACCUCAAGAAAGAAUACUUCUCAGACUACCUCCCAUGGAUCAAAAAAAAACGAGAAGACGUCGAAAAAAAGAAAGUUCAAGAUGCCAAAGAACAACUCUCCAAAUUCGACGCCGAAUGCGACGACGACUCGGACGCAGAAUGA
Messenger RNA from Gregarina niphandrodes, 918 nucleotides. RefSeq names its product putative XPA-binding protein 1. Lineage: Eukaryota; Apicomplexa; Conoidasida; Eugregarinorida; Gregarinidae. The coding region runs from base 1 to 918 and encodes 305 amino acids. The record is from RefSeq and is a predicted model, not a curated record. The transcript has a single exon. Gene Ontology annotation, molecular function: GTPase activity.